Urocitellus parryii (Arctic ground squirrel) is the source of this 3839-nucleotide messenger RNA. It is a transcript of the gene Cbx7, whose product is annotated as chromobox 7. Lineage: Eukaryota; Metazoa; Chordata; Mammalia; Rodentia; Sciuridae. The record is from RefSeq and is a predicted model, not a curated record. Gene Ontology annotation, biological process: negative regulation of transcription by RNA polymerase II. Gene Ontology annotation, cellular component: PRC1 complex.
GACGGGGACCCCGGCGGCCCGAGCAUCGCGCGCAGCAGCCGCGGUCCCGCAGCUCCGCCCCCGGCCCGGCCCCGGGCCCGCUCGCCCGCCGCCCCACAUGGAGCUGUCAGCCAUCGGUGAGCAGGUGUUCGCGGUGGAGAGCAUCCGGAAGAAGCGCGUGCGGAAGGGCAAAGUGGAAUAUCUGGUGAAGUGGAAAGGAUGGCCCCCAAAGUACAGCACGUGGGAGCCGGAGGAGCACAUCCUGGACCCCCGCCUGGUCCUGGCCUACGAGGAGAAGGAGGAGAGAGACCGAGCKUCUGGGUAUAGGAAGAGAGGCCCGAAACCCAAGCGGCUUCUGCUGCAGCGGCUCUACAGCAUGGACCUGCGGAGCUCCCACAAGGCCAAGGGCAAGGAGAAGCUCUGCUUCUCUCUCGCGUGCCCACUCGGCAGCGGGAGCCCCGAGGGGGUGGUCAAGGCGGGGGCGCCUGAGCUGGUGGACAAGGGCCCCUUGGUGCCCGGCCUGCCCUUCCCGCUCUGCAAGCCCCGCAAGGCCCACAAGUAUCUGCGGCUCUCGCGCAAGAAGUUCCCGCCCCGCGGGUCCCACCUGGAGAGUCACAGCCAUCGACGGGAGCUCUCCCUGCAGGAGACACCGGCCUCGGAUGACCUGCAGGCGGCGGGCCAGUGGGAGCCCGCAGAGCAGCCCCCUGAGGAGGCAGAUGCAGAACUGGCAGAUGGGCCCCCUCCCUGGACACCUGUGCUUCCCUCAAGUGAGGUGACCGUGACAGACAUCACCGCCAACUCCAUCACCGUCACCUUUCGAGAGGCCCAGGCAGCAGARGGCUUCUUCCGAGACCGCAGCGAGAGGCUCUGAAUCACCGUUUCCACCGUUCUUCGCUGUUUCCUUUGGGGCUUGGGGUGGGGAACUCCCGAGACAGGGAGGGGUUGGGGCAGGGUAAUUAUUUUAUUUAAAAAAAACACCAAGCAGAAGAAGUGGGGAUGGCCCCACAACCUCCCACCACCCUGCCCUUCUCUGUGAAGGGCGUUUGCAGAGAGSCCUUAGGGCUGGGUUGGGAAGGUUGGUGUUGCUCUGUUUAGGGUCCCAUCUCCAGGCUGAUGGGGACAGGGCCACCUGCUCAGGCUGCUUCUGCAGCUGACUGCCUUGCCUUGCAGCUGCUGGUUCCAGGAGGGAAAGGAGCCCUGGGAGGCAGGGCCCCACCUGGCAGCCCCCAGCCUGUCUGGUUGUCUGGCCCUCCCACCCCUUUCUUGGGCUUGGGUGUUGGUUUUGAUCUUUCCCCUCCAGCUUUGGUGGGGCUCGGAGGCUGCUCUCACCCCAGGGCCCAGGUCAGGGAGAAGGGGCUGGAGGGAGGGUCUGAGGUAGAGUCACAGACUCCUUCCCAGGGAGGAGGCUGCCCUCUGGGCUCCCUCUGCUGAGAGAUCCUGCCCCAUCUCCUGGCUCGUGUGGAAAUAUGUGCACACCUAGCGGCACAGCGUGCACGAUGCCCCUUGUGUACAUCACAUGUGCCCUGAGUGUCCACGAGGGCCUCACAUGCCUCCUUUAGAAACCCUGGCCAGGUGAACUUAGUACAAUUCACAGCACAAAAGAACUCGCCACGGCAACCCACCACCUUGCACAGGUCACGCGAUAGGACCUGUUCCAGGUCAUGGGACAGGACCUGUUCCAGCUCCAUUUGCUCGCAGCUGUCAGCGAGAACAAGGUUCUGGCCACGAGCAUGGCRGCAUCUGCUGCUCCAGGCAUGCAGAUGUGGCUUCCUGGUUGUGCCUGGCCAAGCAGCAGGUGUGCAAGCAUCUGCCCAGUUGUGCUGACACAUCUGCAUAGACUCCAAGACACUUGUGACCUGUCCUUCCUCCCACAGGGAUUCUUGUCCUUUCUGACUCAGGUGACUUUUCAGCCCUUCCAACUCCCCUUUUUCUGCCCUCCCCUCCAGCUCAGCCGACCCCAAGCAUGGUGUGGGUGUGGGCAGGCAGGAAGGGCGGGGGUGUCCCACUUUCUCAGGGCAGCCCUUGUCUCCUGGACCCCUUUCCACUUCAUUCUGUGUCCUCCCACCAGACCUAAAUAGCACGGCAGGGACUGGCCUUGUUUCCUGUGGGGGUCCAGCCGCAGGGGAGGGUAGUUCAGGCUGUGCACAAGCCUAGCGCCCUGGCGAGGUUGUGUCUGCCAGGAGGAGGGAUGCUUGGCCUCUGGUCUGCCCCAAGGUUCCCUGSGGGCUGGUGGCUUCCCUGCUCCCUCAUCCCAGCCCUGUCCCAGAGAGAAGGCCAGAUGGAGUCAGGGGUCCUGGGGAGCAGGGCCAGCAGGUCCACUCCCCCACCCUUCCACCCCGGUCAGAGUCGGGGUAACCUGAACACAGUAGAGCCAUUGUGGCUGGGAGCUCAGCCCUGUCCCCUGACUCUGUGCCUGUCCUCAGAAGGUCAUUAGGUCUUCGUGAGGACAAGGGCAGGGUGACUCUUUCCCCCAGACUCCUCCCCAGUUCCCAAACCAAAGACAGCAGGCACCCUUUUCCUUUUUGGGAUGCUUUGUUGGCAAGAUUCCCAAUUCCCAGCUCCUUCUCCCUCUCUCUAAUUCUCGUUGCCCGGGAUCAAUUCAGUGCUUCCAUUGGGGGACAGUCACAAUAGGUGACCUGAUUCACCCCAGCCCAGGGAAUGGGAUCUAGAUGAGCAUGUGGGGUGGGCCCGGGAAGGGAAGGGGCUUCAGCUGCACGACCCUGAGAAGAGGAGAAGCCUGGGGCAGGGGCUCUUCAGGGCAGGGGCUCCCAGCCCGGGAGGUGGAGGGCGAGGCCGGGUCAGCGAGGGGUCCUCUCCAGCUGACUGCUGGACCAUGGCUCUGGGACAGGGCCACAGCUUCUAGUAGAAGACACACCCCGCCCCCUCAGGAGACACAGGCCCUCUUCCUGCUUCCUGGGGGUCCUCAGCUGUCAAAUUUGCCAGCCUGUGGCCCUGGGGGGGGUGGGUUUUUUUGGUUUUUUGCUUUUUUUUUUUUUUUUCCUGGUGGGUGAGGCAGCUGUGUUUCUGUCUGCAGCAGCAGAACAUGCAUCUCCUCUUCCUCAGACCUUUGUGGCCCACAGGGAACCCUGUGGCUCAGAGGGUGAGGUCCAGGCCUGGCCCUGGAGUGACGGUCUUGAGAUGUCCACCUCAGGGCAGCCGGAGGCUGUGAACCCUGAGAGCGGCUCCCUGGGGAGAGCCACUCAGGCAGUUAGGAUCUUUUUCAGCCCUGACAGGUGACCUUUGUGAGGGGUUGGGUUUGGCCAUACAGGCCUCCCCCCAGCCCUGAGUGUCCCAGCUAGGGUCAGGUGAGAGAAGACCAGGUGGACAGUGACCUCCCGCCCCACAGCUCCCCGGAAGGCCAGUACCCUCAGGCUGGGGAACACGGGCCGCCUGCCUCUCCCCAGCCCCUUUUGAAUGUAGAGGCCUGUUGGUACUUUACUGUCGCCAUGGAGCGGGGUGGAAUGUCCCACCCACCCCUGGCACGGAACCUUAUCAUUCUGACAGGACGGUAACCCCUUUGCCAAUGUCCCUCGCCGCCUCCUCCGGGAAGGCGCUAGGCAUCUGAACGGAAGCCCGUGUAGCUUUUGCUUUACAAAUGGCCAGAUGUGGCCACCAGGUCUCAGCCAAGAACGCGUCCUUUGCACAGAUGAGCUUCGAGCUUUGUUCAGACGACAUGAAUGUACUCGAGGACCGGGCAUCGGCUCCCAGGGCGCGCCUUCCUGAUGGUGCGGCUGGGGAGGGUCRGAGCGGGUGCGGAGCGCAGUUUUAUUUUUGUACUGAUAUUGGUAAGAGACUGUAUAGCAUCUAUUUAUUUAGAUGAUUUAUCUGGUAAAUGAGGCAAAAAAUUAUUAAAGACAAUU